AAAUCAUCAUCAUCAUCAUCAUCAUAAUUUUUUGAAAUUGAUUAAUUAAUGAGAAAAAAAGAGAGAGAGAGAGGGAUAGACUAUGACUACAUAUGCAUCACCACGGCUAACAAGACUUUCAUUACAAAUAUUGAUCUCAUUAAUAUUUUUAUUUGGCUGUUUUAUGGUCAUCGUAUCCGUUAUACAAGCCAUCAAUCAUGUUGGCCAUCAUCAUCAAAAAAAUCAAUGGCUACCAAUAAAUGGCAAUGAUAAUAAUGAUGAUGAUCCAGGUGGACCACGAAUAGAAGUAGGAAAUGUUAUCCAUGAUAAUGAUCUAUAUUAUGAAUCAUAUGAUGAUGAAGUGGAUCGUUUUCCUAGUAUUUCAUCACCAAGUGUACAGCUAUUGUUUGCAUUGAUCACUUUUUGUAAUGGCAUUUUUGGUAUUAUUGCCAUUACGAAACAACGAUCAUCAUUAUUAUCCACAUAUAGCUAUGUAUUGUUGAUGACUUUUUUUGCUAAACUUUUGUUUAUCAUUGCAUCAUUAGCCAUGUAUACAGUGGAAAUGGAUCGAAAUCUAUUAUCAACGGUGGCCACAUUGAUUGUUACGACAUCGAUAAUCGAAAUCAUACUAGUCAUGAUUGUUUGUCAAUUUAGCCGUUUAGUUAAACGUGGUGAUGCAGCCAGACAAGAAAUACAAAGCAUACAUUCAUAUCAUCGGGAAUGUCGCCGUAGUCGUAGCCGUAGUCAAAGUCAUAUUCGUUCCAUACAUGGAAAUGAUUUCAAUCUCAAUGAUGAUCAACUAUAUGGCGUCAAUUAUCGAUUGACACAAUCACCAAUACCAUUAUCAAGACCAUUAUCAUUAUCAUCAUCACCAUCAUCGCAAUCAAUGAUGCCAAAUUCAACUAGUCAUAAUGUUUCUAUUGAACCAUCAUCAUCAUUUAUAAUUACCGAUACUAAUAAUAAUAAUGAUGAAUCAAUAAUGGCCGAUAAUGAUUAUUUGCCACCACCAAUCUAUUUAAAAUUGGAUCGAUAAAUAAACUGGACCAUCAUCAUCAUCAACGUCAUCGUCAUCAACAAACAAAUUUCACCGAAAUCAAUUUAUUUAUUACAACAACG
Messenger RNA from Dermatophagoides farinae (American house dust mite), 1095 nucleotides. RefSeq lists its product as uncharacterized. The record is from RefSeq and is a predicted model, not a curated record. Lineage: Eukaryota; Metazoa; Arthropoda; Arachnida; Sarcoptiformes; Pyroglyphidae.